Messenger RNA from Darwinula stevensoni, 324 nucleotides. The record is from the annotation of a GenBank genome assembly. Lineage: Eukaryota; Metazoa; Arthropoda; Ostracoda; Podocopida; Darwinulidae.
AUGGUGGGAAGCCAGGGAAUCCAGGUGAGGCGGCGGGCUCACCAGGUGCGACGGCGCGCCUCCUCCACCUGCGUCUUGUGCAGUUCUCUCUUCGAGUUGUGGAUGAAUCAUUUUAAAGAGUUUUCAGGUCACAACCGCCAGUCGUGUUUCCUCUUGAACGCAUGUCUGCGGUGCCAGUCGGAGAACAAGGCGACGGAGUGCGUGGUGGUGUGGGGGGAAUGCAACCACUCCUUCCACUUCUGCUGCAUGAGCCUGUGGGUGAAGCAGAACAACCGCUGCCCCCUCUGCCAACAGGACUGGGCGGUGCAGCGCGUUGGCAAGUAG